Molecule: messenger RNA, 3276 nt
Organism: Orcinus orca (killer whale)
Lineage: Eukaryota; Metazoa; Chordata; Mammalia; Artiodactyla; Delphinidae
Gene: CPOX
Product: coproporphyrinogen oxidase
Exons: 7
Coding region: 681-2024 (447 amino acids)
Cellular component (GO): cytoplasm; mitochondrial intermembrane space
Molecular function (GO): coproporphyrinogen oxidase activity
Source: RefSeq, a predicted model, not a curated record
ACUGUAGAAGCAAGGCCUGGGAAGAUUUUUAUGAUAGAACUGUGGUAUGGAAUUGAUCCCAGAAAGUCUUUUCCUAGGAUUUUCUUAGGAGUCCUUUAACUAGCUUUUCCGACUCCUUUUAAAAACUAGCCCGUAGGUAAGGAGUUUCCCAGGCUCCGCCCCCACCAAUCCUACAAGCUGUAGAAGCUCUAGAGGACCAGAACCGGGGACGAAGGGGCCUUCUAUACAUACAGGAGGCAGCGUUUGCAAGGCUGUUUAGAAAUGUAAAUCGGGGCAAGGGUCUCUGGCCACAUUUCUCUCCGGUUAGCCCUCAGCGCGUCCAGCCCUACUUUGUCUUCUCCCUGUGAUUGGGUGAACCGCAGACCAGAGGUUGUACGUGACAAGACGGCCUCUUUUAUCUCCGCCUUCGCUUCCACUGCCCUCUCCUACCCAGCACCCCAGUUCUCUACCCGUGGGCCCUGCCCUUCUGGGGACGGUGGAUUCUUUUAUCUCCCGGGCGCGCCCCUGCAGGCGGCGAUAGGAGUCGGGACUACAGUUCCCGGCAUCCUACGCCGGGGAGCCGACCCGGUAGUAGCUCUUUUCUGGCGAAGUUUCCCUGUGCCUGCGCCGCUCGGUACUCCAGGGGGCUCAGGGGCCUGUCUGCGGGAGGUGGGCACUGCCCAGGGUGACAGUGCGGGAGCAUGGCCAUGCACCUGGGCAAGCUGAGCGCGGGCUCCUGCUGGCUCGCGGCGCGGGGAGGCUGCGGGGAGCUGCGCUCUUGGUCCCUGCGCUGCGCGGCCGGACGCUUCUGCCGCCCCCCUGGCACCGCUUGCCCCGAGCAGAGCCGCAGGCUAGGGUACGGCCCUACUGCGGGAGGCGGCCCCCGGCUGAGGACCGGGCUGGCCGCGGGGCUGGCCGCGGGGCUGGCCGGGCUGGCCGGGCUGGCCGCCGCCGCCUUCGGGCACGUGGAGCGGGCGGAGAUGGUGAGCAAGAGCUCGGGGGCGCCGAGCCCCUCGCCGGGGAGGCCGGAGGAGGAGGACGACGAGCUGGCCCGCCGCUGCAGCUGCUUCAUGGCCUCGCCUGUGACCGACCUGCACGAGCUGCGGAGGAGGCCGGGCGACAUGAAGACCAAGAUGGAGCUGCUGAUCCUGGAGACCCAGGCCCAGGUGUGCCAGGCGCUGGCACAGGUGGACGGCGGCGCCCGCUUCUCUGUGGACCGGUGGGAGAGGAAGGAAGGAGGUGGUGGCAUCAGCUGUGUACUUCAAGAUGGGCAUGUUUUUGAAAAGGCCGGGGUGAGCAUUUCUGUUGUUCAUGGAAAUCUUUCUGAGGAAGCAGCAAAACAGAUGAGAAGCAGAGGAAAAAAGCUAAAGACGAAAGAUGGUAAAUUGCCAUUUUCUGCUAUGGGCGUGAGCUCUGUUAUCCACCCCAAGAAUCCUCAUGCUCCCACUAUCCAUUUCAACUACAGAUACUUUGAAGUAGAAGAAGCCGACGGUAACAAGCAGUGGUGGUUUGGUGGUGGAUGUGACCUUACCCCAACAUAUUUGAACCAAGAGGAUGCAGUGCAUUUUCACAGGACUCUAAAGAAGGCUUGUGACCAGCAUGGUCCAGAUCUCUACCCCAAAUUUAAAAAAUGGUGUGACGAUUACUUUUUUAUAGCCCAUCGUGGGGAGCGGAGGGGCAUCGGGGGUAUCUUUUUUGAUGACCUUGACUCUCCAUCCAAGGAGGAGGUCUUUUGCUUUGUGCAGAGCUGUGCCCAGGCUGUCAUUCCUUCUUAUAUCCCCCUUGUGAAAAAGCACUGUGAUGACUCCUUCACCCCCCGGGAGAAGUUGUGGCAGCAGCUCCGGAGAGGACGGUAUGUAGAAUUUAACCUGCUGUAUGAUCGGGGUACAAAGUUUGGCCUCUUCACUCCAGGAUCCAGGAUCGAAAGCAUCUUGAUGUCUUUACCUCUCACCGCCCGAUGGGAGUACAUGCAUUCACCCUCAGAGAACUCCAAAGAAGCUGAAAUUCUGGACGUUUUGCGCCAUCCGAGGGACUGGGUGCAUUGAUGCAGGCAGAGCAGUCUUCCUAGGGUCUGGGGGACACACAAUGGGCCCCCUGCUCCACUGGCUGACACCACCGCCACUGUGUGGCACUUAGUUACCUGUGUCUCAGAGCUCCAGUCUUCUCCGCCCUGGAGUCUGCCUCCUUUCCUGGUGAAAUGUGUUUUAAGCACCACAGGCUUCUGCUGGAUGCUGUCAGUGGUGGGUGGUGAGGUGGCAGCUUGUCAGAGUCAACUGGUUGAUGUAAAACUCGUUUAUACUUUUGGAAUCAUUUUAUAUGACUAGUUUACAAACAGUGACAAUUUCCAAGAAUUGGUUUAGGGGAUCUAAAUAUUAGAAUUUGUAUCAGGAAACUUCUCAUGUUAUUUUUUUGUUUCAUAUAUUUUUUAAAGGUUUAGUUUCAGCCACAAAAAUCUGUUGAGGGACAAAUUUUAUUUUCAUUAAUUCAAUGAGAUUGAGACUGGUAAUUUUAGAAAGCAACUGGAAAUGAAAGUAAAAAUUUUACUUUGUCAUUACUGAAGUUGCUUUGAUCAUAAUCUUUAUAUAUCUUUCUCUAGAGGUCAUAGUAUUAUAAAAUAUUCACUUUUGUAAUGAUAGAUAUUUAGGGAUACUUGAAAUUUUCUUAGUCUCUGCAUGUUACAAUUCAGUGAUUACCUGUAGUUAACUCUAAAGUGACAUCACUGUUAUUUAAACAAGGGAUAUCUAAGUUGUAAUUUUGAUUUUUGUAGAACUAUAAUUUGUUGAUGCUGAGAUUCUUUGCACUUUUGAAUGUGAAAGCUUAUACCCUUGGAUUCUGAUACUUAAAAAUUUCUAUUCCAGACACUUCUGUAUGGAGGUUUAGACUAAGAACAAUCCUGGGGAUGUUGUGAAUUUAGGAAAUGAGAAACAUUUUCCUUCUCUAAUUAAAGCAGACAUAACUAGUGUAAGAAGCAUGUAAGCAUUUUAUAAAUAUAUUUCCUUGAAUAUGGACUAAUUGAAAUAGUCCUCUUCUUAAAUUAGAGAUUCUGCAACUUUUACCUUUGCUCUUAAGAGGAAAUCACAACAGAGUUCUCAAGACUUCUGUGUUCAUAUAAUAAUGUGAAUAUUUUAUUCAUAAUAUAUUGAAGUUUGUAAGGAAUGUUAUCUUCCUACAUAUUAUUAAGCAUUAUCUUGGAAUAUGUUGAAUGUAUGAUCGUGUGUGACUCUGUAGAGCUGGAAAAUGUAUGAAUUCUUCAACUCUUACAACAGGUGUGCUGAUAAAUUUUAUUAUGAAAUAUGA